Sphaeramia orbicularis (orbiculate cardinalfish) is the source of this 10118-nucleotide messenger RNA. RefSeq names its product proline-rich coiled-coil 2C (gene prrc2c). NCBI's taxonomy places the organism in Eukaryota, Metazoa, Chordata, Actinopteri, Kurtiformes, Apogonidae. Bases 1 to 8445 code for a protein of 2814 amino acids. The record is from RefSeq and is a predicted model, not a curated record. The transcript has 33 exons. Gene Ontology annotation, biological process: cell differentiation.
AUGUCCGAGAAGUCAGGGCAGAGCACCAAGGCAAAGGAUGGCAAAACAAAGUAUGCAACCCUUAGCCUCUUCAAUACCUAUAAGGGCAAAUCUCUGGAAACCCAGAAAACUGCAGUGGCUGCCAGACAUGGGCUCCAAAGUUUGGGCAAAGUUGCUGUCAGCCGCCGCAUGCCCCCUCCGGCCAACCUGCCCAGCUUGAAGGCGGAGAAUAAGGGAAACGACCCCAACGUCAACAUUGUUCCCAAGGACGGCAGUGGCUGGGCAUCACGUAGUGAGGCAGGGGACGAGAGGCAACAGGAGACUCCUCCACCCCAGAACAAACCACCAGUGAUCCAGUCACAAGAGCUUUCCAUUGGGGGCAGUCGCUCUUGGGCUAACAGCAAGCAGACACAGCUAGACGGAGCUCCUCGUGUAAGCAGCCAUUUUCACCAGGAGUUUCCCAGCUUGCAGGCAGCUGGUGAAGUGGAGAAAGGAGACAGUCCAGAGGAGGAGCCUUAUGGACCAGGCCCCAGUCUCAGACCUCAAAAUGUUGGCAGUUGGCGUGAGGGUGGAGGCAGGAAUUUGAACACUGCACCCAGCCCCCCAGAGAUGGACAACAGGGCUGCGGAAGAGGGUAGUGCAGGCCUUGUUUCGUCUUCACCACCUGGGGAAGCUGAUGAAACUGCCCGAAAUGUGACUGCAGACGGUCAAAGGGAGAAAAGGGAUAGCAGAGAUAGGUUGCCCCCCUCUGGUCCUCCUCAGCCUAAACUCAAUGGGGGGCAGCAACCUCCUGCUGGGGUGCCAACUCACUUUGACCCUGCUUUUAGGAGCAUGAUGCCACCCUAUAUGUUCCACGCAUAUCCUCAAAUGACUUUUGGCCCUGGACAAGGAAACUUCAGAUAUCCCGUACCACAAGAUGGAGCAAAGGGCCCUCGAACAGCACGAUCUCAGCAGCCACCACCUCAGUCUUGGCUCCAGGACCCAGACAGACCUUCUAUCAUCAGUGCCACAGAACUGAAGGAGCUGGACAACUUAGACACUGAUGCUGAUGAGGGUUGGGCAGGAGCUCAGAUGGAGGUGGACUACACAGAGAAACUAAACUUCAGCGAUGACGAAGAGAACCAAGCUGCUAAAGACAAAGGAGAAAACUGGGAAUGGAUGGGUAAAGUGGACCGUAUAAGGUCUCGACCAACAGACAGUCAAGAGGGAUGGAAGGAGGGAUCUGACAGCCGUGGUGGCAGUAAAAGCUUGUGUGCUGACAAUGUUGAUCCCAGAGCACCAUCACCUGGGAGCAUGGGGCAGUACACUAAAUCAGCUGCUGCACAGGACUACCAGGGUGGUGGCCGGUCAGUAGGUGGAGCUUCACGUGGUGGCAAACCAUUGGCUACAGCAGCACCAGGUGCUGAUGAGGACUCUGAGGCCUGGCGUCAAAAGCGCAAGAAGCCCUCUGAAGUUUCUGAAGCUGUAGAACGAGCACGACGGAGGAGAGAGGAAGAGGAACGGCGGAUGGAAGAACAGCGACUUGCUGCUUGUGCUGAAAAACUUAAGCGUCUUAAUGAAAAACAUCGCCAGGCAGCUGAAGCAAAACCCCCCUCCACUCCGACCACCAAUGAUGAAGCUGGAGCUUCCUGUGAGGAAAAUUCCUCAUCAGCUCCUGUGUCCAGUCCCGCGCCUUCAAUCCCACCUUCACAAUCACAAGCCCCAGUCAUGCAGCCUGCUCUUCCCGAGAGAGCGGACCGAGAAAGGGAUAGGAUCGAGCAAGAACGAGAUGGGACUGAACAGAAUAUAGAUGAAGUUCACCUGGUUCGUCCAACCAGCUCCCCAGUCCAAAGAUCUGCAGCCAUUGAACCUCAGAAUGAGGGAGAGAGCACCUUGACUGAGGUGGGCCCAGUAGUGGAAGACAAGCAAGCUGACAGGACAGCAGUGCCUAUCCGAGACUAUUUUAACAUGGAGGACAACAGAGUGGAUGAGCCCCACCUGUCCCUGCCUCACAUGGACACACCCAGUAGCGACGAAGUACCUGUGGCUUCACCACAACUGGAGGGAGAAGCAGCAGCUGCUCUGCGUCCAUCUUUAACCUCAGGCUAUUCCAAGCAGUUCCAGAAGUCUUUGCCCCCUCGUUUCCUCAGACAGCAGGAGCAGAUGAAGCAGCAGCAAUGGCAACAACAGCAGCAGCAGAGUGGUGGCUCAGUGUCCCCAUCGGGUGGUGGUGGAGUUCCAGGUACCCAGCAGCAGCAGCAACAACAACAGCAGCAGCACCGCUCCAUGUAUCAACCAAUAGGCCCUCAUCACCAGCACCUGGCCUCUAUGGGCUUUGACCCCCGGUGGCUGAUGAUGCAGUCCUACAUGGACCCUCGCAUGAUAUCAGGACGUCCUCCCAUGGAUAUGCCAGCUAACAUUCACCCUGGGAGAAUGCCUCCUAAACAGAUAGUGCGCAGAGAACCUGGUGACAACUCCAGUUCUAGCUCUGACUCCUUUGACCACUUGACCCGACCAAUUCGUGACCAUGGCUUGCCCUCAGACUCACGGAUUGUGUGGGGUUCAGACGCUUAUCCACAAUCGGAGCCCUUGCCAUCGGUAACUCCUCCAAAAGGACGGGAUGAGAACAAGGAGCCACGGAUUGAUGCUGGAUUGGAUCUGGACAGGGGUCUGCCAGCUAUGUACCCCCAAGACCAUGGUUCAUUGGACUCGCGCAAAAAUAAUUUCUUCCGGGACCCCACUGAGUCCUUGUCUGCAUUUACUCCAGGGCCAGAGGAUGGACCUGGACCUUUAGACAGGGUCCCUGUAGGCUCUGGCUUUGAUCAUGAAGAGCCAGGUCUACCAACUGGAGAAGAAGUAGAAGCUUUAGGUCAAGCUAUGCUCCAAAGGAGUGUCUCGCAGGGCUCCAGUCAUUCUCUUAAGCUGGAUGAGCCUAGGUUUGAUGGGCUACCCCUUGGAACAAAAUCAUUAGAGCUUCAGGAGUCAGGGGAAAGGGCUGAUGAAAAGCCCCAGAAUGAUCUCUACCCCCAACCUGCAGUGACAAGCAAUAGAGCCACACCUCCUGCUGAUGGACUGCACAAACAAGAGAAGCUGCCUCUUCCAGCCCCUAGCAAGCAGAAAGCUGAGCUACGCUGGGGUGGAAGAUCUGGUCCUGGGCGCAGAGAAGGACCAGGGGGUGAAAGACCUCUCCGCAGGUCUGGGCCAAUAAAGAAACCAGUGCUUAGGGACAUGAAAGAAGAGAGAGAGCAGAGAGAAGAGAGGGAGAAGCGCCAUGAAAGAGGGGAGAGAGGAGAUAGAUCUAAAAAGGAUCAGUCAUCCAAAGCUCCUUCUGUAGCUGCUGCUGUGUCUGAGGGGUCUAGACCCCAGGGGGAAGGGAAGAGAGAACCUGCAGACAUUGAGGAAACUACCACUGGCCUCCAGAGAAGCAGAGACUCUCAGCCUUCAUCAGGAGUGCCAACUUCUUCUUCUCAGGAGGAGAAAGCAGAUAAACCACCCAGUCACGACAAACAUCCAGAACCAAAACUACCCUCCAGGAAAGAGUCCAAUCUUCCUCCACGUUCAUACCGACGAGAGGAGAGAGAGAGGGAAAGAGAGAGGGAGAAGGAAAUGGAGAAAGACAGAGAAAGAGAAUGGCCAGCUGAUUCAAGCUUUAAAGGACGCGGUAGAGGCGAAUAUUACUCUAGAGGCCGGAGCUACAGAGGGACUUACAGUGGCAGAGGCAGAGGGAGCCGUGGUCGAAGCCGGGCAGAGUAUCCUUACCGAGAGCCACGGUCACGUUCUGAUCUACCUUCUGCUGGUGGUGCUGCUGCCUUUCGAAAUAGGGAGGAAAGUGAGACACGUAGCGAGAGCUCAGACUUUGAGGUCAUACCAAAACGCAGACGCCGCAGGGGUUCAGACACUGACUCUGAAAGUGAAGGUGGACGGGAGUCUGCCAGUGACACUGGACCAUCUGAUCGUGAACCUAGCACCAAACCUAGCCGUCCGCUGAGGAGAGAACUGCCUGGGGAGGCCCGGUCUGGCUCUCAUAAGCCAGGCUUUGGACCUCCUUACAUUGGAGACAAAACAGGAUCCAGAGGAGACGAUGAAAGCAGGCCCAAGCCAGGAUUCCUCCCUAAAGGAGAGCCCUCUCGACGAGGAAGGGGGGGAUUAUAUAGUAGAAGAGGUGGAACGAGAGAACGUGGAGGCCCUCGCUCAGCACCACUACGACGACCAGCUGCUAGAGAGUCAUCGUCUCAGUGGCCCUCAAAACCCAUGGAGACAUUUAGACCUGAAGAUGCAGAGUCCACACCAAGAUAUGACAAUCCUCCAUCUGACCGACGACCCCCUAAGUCUGACAGCAAGAAAUUUGGUGAUGGAGUCCCUCAGAGUAGUAGAGAAAGACCUCGUCGAUCCAGACCUGCACGUCCCCCCAGGCAAGACAAGCCCCCACGCUUCCGACGGCUGAAAGAGCGAGAGGCUGCUGUGUUGGCUAGUGGAGAAACGGCUCCCAGUCCUCCAGUACCUUUACCCCCAGUGCCUGCUGCUGCUGCUGCUGCUGCUGCAGCUGCUGUCCCAAGUAGUGCCCCUGCCUCAACCUCCCUCUCCCCAACGCUUUCAAGAGCUCCAGGAACUCCUGUAACUGUGCCUGCAGAAGUAGCUGCAACAAUGCCUACACCUGACCUACCCUCUCCCAUAGAAGCAUCUUUGCCCGACACUUGCAGCCCAGCUGUCACUGCAGUUGGCACAAAGUCCCCUGACUUGUCCAACCAGAAUUCAUCAGAUCAAGCCAAUGAAGAAUGGGAGACUGCUUCUGAGAGUAGUGACUUCAAUGAAAGAAGAGAGCGAGAAGAACGAAAAGGAGCACUAGAGACUAAUAAUGAAGCAGCCACUGCUUCUGCCCCUGCACCCCCUCCCCCACAGGGGUCUUUGACCCCAAGUAAAAGUCCCCCUGAUGGAGGUGUGACCCCAAAACGUGAGGGUGUGCCUCCAGCCAAAAGGAGCUUCUCGAGUCAAAGGCCUACAGAAAGACAGAAUCGUAGAGGGAACAGCGGAGCCAAACCAGGUCGCAGCUACACAGGAGGAAAGGGGGACAGGAGGGGAGGGGCAAAAGCAGGUCGCAAAGGCCCUGCUGCACAGCAGAACUCUGACGCAUCAGCACCAGCAGCUGGAGGAUCAGCCCAGAGGCCUGCAAAAGAACAGACUUCCCGCCGUAAAGAUGACUCCAAACAGGCUGCGAAGAAGCCUAAGGAGAAUGCACUGUCCCAGUUUGAUCUAAACAAUUAUGCCAGUGUUGUCAUUAUUGAUGACCACCCCGAGGUCACCACCACAGAUGACCCUCAGUCCAGCACCAAUGACGAUGGCUUUACAGAAGUUGUCUCGCGCAAGCAACAGAAACGCUUACAAGAUGAAGAGAAACGGAAAAAGGAAGAGUUGACCACUCAGAACUGGGGUAAAAAAGGCUCUGGUGAAAAGAGCAGAGGCGGCGGAGGGAAACUGCCACCGAGAUUUGCUAAAAAACAAUCAUCGCAACAGCAGCAGCAACAACAACAGGCGUCACAACCUCCUCAGCCUCCUGUAGCCUCUACCACACAAUCCCAAACACAGCCUCCAAUUUCGGCCCCUCCGCAUCCUCACCUUGCCCCAUCCCAACCUGCUGCAUCCCCUCAGACUUUGGAAGGAGCGGUGGCCCCUUUGCCCCCCAUACCCCCUGCCACUGUGGACUUUACCUCAAAGACCCUACCACCCGCACCUGCACAGACACACAGCACCCUGGGUACAGAACUGUGGGAGAACAAGGUAGCAGGCUCUACUGUCCUUCCUGAUGUCAAGAAGCUUGGUCCAAUCAGCCCUCCCCAGCCACCGUCUGUGAGUGCCUGGAACAAACCUCUUACCUCUUUCACUGGCACAGUCUCCUCUGAGGGUGUGAAACCUGGUACAGAGGGCAAUGUAGAAUUAGCAAUCGACAGUAUUCAGUUUGGAGCGCCAUCAUCUGCUGGCAGCACUGACAGUGAUGGAGUCCCACCAUUGUUAGAAACUGGCUCUGACAACAAACUACCUGCUCCCAAAGAACAAAGACAGAAACAACCUCGUGCUGGUCCAAUCAAGACACAGAAGCUUCCUGAAAUGGAACCUGUGGAAACCAAGGAGUAUAAGCCAGGUCCUAUUGGUAAAGAGCGCUCACUAAAGAACCGCAAGGCCAAAGAUGCACGUGGAGGAGAAGGUGAGGGGAUGGAGGCAGGAGUCCCAGGAGGAGGUGUGAGCAGAGCCACAGACUCCAGUCCUCCCACCAGUGACACCACAGUACCAGAGCUGGGAGGAGACAUUGAGGGCAUGAUCACAGUCCCAUCAGCAGACUACACCAGUAACUCCAAGGAGUCUGUAACUGACUACACAACUCCAUCUUCCUCUUUGGCGGAUAGUGUUCCAACGGGAGGGAACAAAAUCGAAGAGAGUUUAGUGGCAAAUGUUGCCCUUCCCCACUCUUUGCCUCUUCCUCGGCGAGAGACCCUGCAGCAGAGCUCCAGCCUCAGCACUGUGUCUCCUGCUACUGUUGAUCUUACACUGAAGAUGGAAUCGGCUCGUAAAGCGUGGGAGAACUCACCAAGUCUGGAGAAGAAUUCUCCUGUCACUUCCUCUUCCUCCCCUAUUACUUCUUGUGCGUCCUCUUAUUCCUCAUUUUCCUCGGCCUCCAUGCCACAGAUUCCUGUGGCUUCUGUUACCCCCAGCACCUCACUGUCAGGUUCUAGUACAUACACAACAUCGUCACUCAGCACUAAGACCACCACCGCUUCCGACCCUCCCAACAUCUGUAAGGUGAAGCCUCAGCAGCUGCAGGGUGGAAGCCUGUCAUCCUCCAGCAGUAGCAGCAGCAGCAGCAGCUUCUCUCAGCUGGGUUGUGUGCCUCCCCUUCUGCCCCAGCAGCAACAGACACCACAGGUGUACGUUUCUCAGUCUGCAGCAGGUUCUGCAGCUCAGAUUCCAGCCUUUUACAUGGACACUAGCCACCUAUUUAGCACCCCCCACCCUCGCUUGGCUCCUCCCUCCUUGGCACAGCAACAAGGCUUCCAGCCAGGCCUAUCGCAGCCAACAGCAGUGCAGCAGAUUCCUAUUCCUAUCUACGCUCCACUACAAGGUCAGCCCCAGCACCAACACACACACCAGGCACAGCUCGGACUGAACACAGGCCCCCCAGUGUCCCAGCCACAGGACCUCUUCAGCUCCUCACUGCAACCUUACAGGUCACAGCAAGCGUUCAUGCAGAGCAGUCUAUCACAGCCCUCCAUGAUGCUGUCAGGACCAUCGUUGCACAGUUACCCUGGCGUUCAGGCACCUGAGCUAGGCAAGCCUCAGUCCAAUCUGGCUUAUCAGCAGCCCUCUUCCACCCAGCACAUUCCAAUUCUGUUUGAGCCCCAGCUCAACCAGCCGUCUGGCAUGGGUGGCUCUCAGCUCAUUGACACACAUCUGUUGCAAGCUCGACAGGGGAUGAAUCAGCACUCAAACAUGUAUUCAGGGCAGGUACAACAGCAUGGUCAGAGUAGCUACUACAGCAACACCCAGUCUCCCAGUUCAGCAAUGCAACAGGUGACAGUUCCGUUGCCUGGUUCCCAGUUGUCCUUGCCCAACUUUGGCUCAGGGGGUGGUCAGCCCCUGUUGGCGUUGCCUCCCACACCUCCCCAGGCCCAGCCUCCCAAUAUUAACCGACAGCCUCCAGUCUCCCAGCAGUACCGAAGCAUCAUGGGCCCCAACCACAGCAUGAUGCAGCCUCCCACCAGCAAGAUGGACAUGGAUCUGAAAUUGUUUGGCAGUGGGAUGGAUGUGAAGCCUGGGACUCCUCCAGUCAGUGCCAGGAGUACCACACCCACCUCCAGUCCAUACCGGGCCAGCUCCACCUCCCCCAGUAGCCAGUCCAGUAAAAUGAACAGCAUGCUCUACCAGAAGCAGUUUCAGCCCAGCUCCACCGGCAUGAGAAUGACACAGCAUUUCCCUGGCCAGUUCAACCCACAGAUUCUGUCUCAGCCCAACAUCGUCUCUCCUCUGGUUCGACCUCCGCAUGCUAACUCAUUUGGUGGAGGUGUCCAGCGCUCUCCCAUGGGCCCUCCUAUGUCACCCAAUGUUGGUGGUGGUCUCAUGCCUCAUCCCCGACCUCAGCACCCACAGCACAGUCAGCACCCUCCCCGAGGACCUUCUGGGCCCUCCCUAGCACCAAGAGGCACCCAGGCAGCUCUGAAGGCUGAGCAGGACCUGAAGGCAAAGCAGCGGGCUGAGGUGCUCCAGUCCACUCAUAAGUUCUUCUCAGAGCAGCAGCAGCAGCAGCAACUCAAGGCCCCACAAGUCAGCAAAGCAUCUCGACUUGACCAGGGGGGAAAGCCCCCUCUUGAUACCCCGGCCCCAAACCACCAGACAGGGAGCGACCGCCCAGAUUCUGACAAAGCCCCAAUCUCCACAGCCAAGCCCAUACGGACUGGCCCCAUAAAACCACAGGCCAUCAAACCAGAAGAGGGCAAGUAAAGAGCCACACCCCCUCUUCAGAUGACAAUAUGAAUGGAUGGAAGAGAGGAAGAGAGAAUCUAGCCCCAUUCGCUCAGUCACCACCUCAUAUCAGCCCUGGGGGACAGUGUGGGGGAGGACGAGGGAUUGGAUAGAUACAGAUGGUGGUUCUUGAGAGUAGGCUUUGUCCUGCAUAUACAUAGUUCUCUUCCUCUUCUUUCUUCCCCUGUCUUGUCCCACUGCAGAAGGGGGCAUUUGAGUUGGAUUCUUCCAUCAUAUUUAGAUGCUGAUACAACAGCUGCACAAGUUGUUCCAUAGAGAUCUACUGGGACAGUAGAUGGGACGAGUUGGGGAGAAAAUUGAAAAGAGAUUUGCUGCUGAGUUUGCCAUUUUUAUAGCUCUUGAUUUCUGUUCCAUUAUUUUGUUUUUCCAAAAUAGGAUCACAAAUAUUAUAGGAGAAACUUGUUUUGUUAACAAAAGAAAGAAUUGAUUUUGUUUUUGUAGUCAGAACAAAGUUUUAAGGAGUUGUCAUUAGUGAAGCACACUUUAUGUUGCCCAGUUCUCCCAUUACAACUAAUUCAGAGGUUUGUGCUUGUGCACAUAUGAAUGCACCUGUUUACCACAUGCACAGUCUCACUCAACGGUUUCAUUCAUGGUUUUCGAAUGGAGACAUUAAAUCAGAAAUUCUGUUGUCUCUUUUUUUGUUUUAUGUUUGUUGUUUUAUCAUAAUGGAAAUGUGAAAUUGCAGCAUUUGAUUGAAUCUGAUUGAUUUAUUGAUUAGUCUGCCUGUGAGCCUAUGCUCCUGCCUUCUGCUCUUAUCUCCUUGCCUGAGAAUUACUGAUGUGUUGGUAGUGUGUGUUUGUGGUAUGAACAGGGGAAAGCGUGUCGCUGGACUCUCCUGUAAAUUUAGCCAAAGGUUAAAGCAGUGCAGAGAUGAUGUCACGGCCUUUAGGAUUGCUGUUGCUUUAGCAGCAGAGUUUUGAGCAGACUCAAAAGGAUGGAAAUCAUCACUACUUACAGCGGUUCAGUUUCGGGGCUACUGCCCCACACCCCUUCACUGCUUUCACACUCAUUUUGCUGUCUGUCUCACACACACACACAAACACACACUUAACUGUAAAGCACCCAGACCUGCUGCUAUUGACUGAUUUCAGUGCCCUUAGCUAGAGAAUAGCGGGAUAGGGCUGUUUAGAGGAAUAGAAACCGUGAGAAGUUGAUUGUUGAAAAAGUAGAAAACUCGAGUGUGUACGUCAGCCCUCACAUCGAGGGGAACAGAACAGAACGAGGAGAGGAAAAAAAAGAUGAAAUGAGAAGCCUCACGUUUUGAAGCGUUCGAGCAGAAGGACACUCAUUGUUUUGUUGUCUUUACUGAUGAGACCAAUCAGUGCUGUUUUCUGUCUCUGCCUCACCUCCGCUGGCUGUCCCACCCACAAUGCUCUCAUUUCAGGGUUGUGGUCCUUCAGAAAUGUACAGUAGUAUGCACCCUGAGGUGGGGAGUGUCCUCUUCACCUCAACCCUAGCUGGGGGAGGAGUCUUUGUUAGGAGGAUGGAUGGAUGGAUGAGGGAGGGAGGGGUAAUGAUUUUUUUUUUUUUUUUGUUGUACAGGGGUUUCAUCGCUGUAUUAAAAUAUGUACGGUCUUAUUUACAUUCUCUUGGUUUGGUUACAGAAACUAAUAAAAAUAAUAUACGGUUGA